CAUUUUAGCGGAGGACAGGUCUCCACGUUAGCUCAGCUGGCUAACGUCGGUCAGCAGAAUCCCGUCGACUCUUCUGUAUGUCCGCCUCGAGAGCACCGGCGCGUACCGACACCUUGUGUUGUCACGCAGGUGCGGUUGUUUUAGGUUCCGGCAUCCACAGUGGCUGCAUUUGCUGCCCUCUACAGGAAAACCUUAAAUCCUCUUAAUCAGCCCCGAUCCUCUCAGGAACAUCUUAACAGUUGUUACUCCGGACGUUUUUUUGGGAACACCAGCCGGUCAUUGUCAUAUGCACAUCCGCUUCCGGUUACAGCUCAUUUCCCAUAUUCAUCGCUGUUUUCCUCCCCUGAGCGUUAAUUUGAGUCAUUUCCAAGCCCUUUGCACCGGGAAACUGUACGCAGGCUGCAGCCAUGAGGGUGCUCCUUCUCUUCGCAGUGACGGUGCUGUCGCUGAGCCCGGCAGUGGUGAGUGGAGCCGAGAAGAAGAAGCUGCAGAUUGGCAUCAAGAAGCGGGUGGACAACUGUCCCAUCAAGUCGCGCAAAGGGGACGUGCUGAACAUGCACUACACGGGCAAGCUGGAGGACGGCACCGAAUUUGACAGCAGCAUUCCCCGCGACAGGCCGUUCACCUUCACCCUGGGCACCGGCCAGGUGAUCAAAGGCUGGGACCAGGGCCUGCUGGGCAUGUGCGAGGGCGAGAAGAGGAAGCUGGUCAUCCCCGCCGAGCUGGGCUACGGAGACCGGGGGGCGCCCCCCAAGAUCCCCGGAGGAGCGACGCUCAUCUUCGAAGUGGAGUUGCUGAGCAUCGAGAGGAGAUCCGAGCUCUGAUGAAGAGUUUAUUUUGUUUCCUGGAGGUGCAGCAGAAUUAAAUAAAGAUCAUCUGACCUAACAAAGACAACAUGAGAAACCUGGGAGCAGAGUUGACUCCAGCAACGGAGCUACUGUCUGCCUGUUAAUGGCUCGUGUUCUGGUUUAUCGGACUGAAGUAAUAAUGAUACAAGAACUGACUGUGUAUCACUGUAGUAGAACUGCACAGUCAGCUGAUAGUUUAGACCAUAAUUUAUCCAGAGCCUGAUCAUAAUGUUCACAACGUCACAGUUUCAUCACACUUUUGUUUGUCUUAGUCGUUCGACAGCUUCAUUAAUAUCUGCAGAUACUUUUUUUAUAAAAUGCUUCAGGUUCAUAAUUUAGUCAGGAGUCAAGCAGGUGGUUGAUAAGUAUACAUGUUUUUGUUAACUGUAUUUGAUUUCUCAUAAUAAAAAAAAUGACCCCAUGGAAA
Messenger RNA from Betta splendens (Siamese fighting fish), 1275 nucleotides. RefSeq names its product FKBP prolyl isomerase 2 (gene fkbp2). The record is from RefSeq and is a predicted model, not a curated record. The coding region runs from base 408 to 824 and encodes 138 amino acids. Gene Ontology annotation, molecular function: peptidyl-prolyl cis-trans isomerase activity. The transcript is spliced from 3 exons. NCBI's taxonomy places the organism in Eukaryota, Metazoa, Chordata, Actinopteri, Anabantiformes, Osphronemidae. Gene Ontology annotation, biological process: protein peptidyl-prolyl isomerization.